AUGGCCGAUGCAACUUUCCACCUUUGGAUGAGAGAAUGUCCUACACCAGGAGACUCUCAUGGCCGGUGCUUCUUUGAAGUGGUGGCAGCGCUGUUGCUCGUCGAGACCAUUCUCGUGGUCAAUGCAACAGUGUUGCGCUUGAGAGCGCGUGUGUCUGACCUUGCCUCGGGUACUCACUGGGGCAUGGUGCAUGAGUUGAAGACUAGCCCGCAGAGUCGGCUUCGAGCAGCAUGGCUCGUGAAGCAGCUGGGCACCGAGGACUGUGUUGCGAAGCACGUGGUCGCUUGCUCCACUGCGCUGGACAAGACCAAGGCCUUCGGAAUCGACUCCAACAACGUCUUCGGCUUUUGGGACUGGGUCGGUGGCCGAUUCUCAGUGUGGAGUGCCGUGGGAGUGCUCGCAUUGUCCCUCCAGUACGGAUUCGAUGUGGUGAAUCAGUUCUUGGAGGGCGGGCACGCCAUGGACCAGCACUUCCAGCAGGCUCCGGCCAAGGAGAACAUGCCAUUGAUUCUGGGAUUGCUGGAUGUCUGGAACGGCAGCCUUCUGGGCUACGAAGGCGUUGCAAUCCUUCCCUACUGUCAGGCCUUGCUGCGCUUUGUCCCUCACAUCCAGCAGUUGGAUAUGGAGAGUACAUCAACGACCUCUGGACUUAUGGUGACGGAGGGUCCCAACCCAAACCGCACCGUCUCCUUUGAGACACCCAAACCCAGCGGGCCCAGCAAUGGCAAGGGAGUGCAGAUGGCCCGUCAGCAUUCCUUCUACCAGCUGCUGCACCAGGGCCGUGUGGUCCCCUCGCACUUCAUUGGUUUUGCUGCCUCUCAGCACCCUGCCACUCGGCUGAAGCCCAGGUGGAGCUUCCGGGGGGAGGCGGUGGCCAAUCAUGAUGAGCUCAUGUCCAACUUCUUUGCACAGCCAGAUGCUUUGGCCCUGGGCAAGACUGCCGAUGAGUUGAAGGUCAUUGCUACUUCCAGUUUGCAACGCACACUGGAGUCUCGGCGGGAGAAGGAGAAUUCCCAGUCGGUUGAUGCAAUCUAUGGAGCAUUGUGUUUGGGUGUGAGCCAUGAGUACGGCAAAUACUGUUUGUGGGGUGUGGAGCUUGGCAAGGUCUUGGCCAAGGAGGCGCGAGUUCCACCCAAAUGUAUGUUUGAAGCGAUAUGCAAGGGAAUGCUGGGCCCCACCAAGUUCAACAACACUCUGUUGCUUAAGUCCAAGUCGAACAGCAUGGGAGAUCGAGCUAACGCCGCUGGCACAGCUUCCCGCCAACGCCAGCGGGAGCGCCGAUGCUGCACCGCCGUGGAACCCGUGAUCGAUGGGCGUUCAGGAUCCCAUGGUUUUAUGGGCAUUCGCAUGGUUGAAGAAGAGUUUGCUGGUGCAGCGGGCGGAAUGAUGGGCGCGGGCCGGCUGCUGCAGCUGGUGAGCGAUCACGAGCUGCAGUUGAACUCAUUGAGAGAAGGAUUUGAGGAGUUGAAGCAGGAGAAAAUCGAUCGCACCGGCCUUGUGGGCAGCUGCUGCGACGAGACCUUAGCCCUGCGCCGAAGCCUGACAGCCCUGGCUGGCUCCGGUGCGGCCAAGACUCCGAGCGCAGCGCAGGAAGUGGCGAAGUGUGGCUCCAAGACAGGCUGCACCACUCGCAACACACCAAAGGCCGCUCCGCCCGCAGCCACGGCCGCUCCCACGACCGCGAGAGCUCCGACGGCGUCCGCCAAGACAGACGUGUCGCGGCGGCCCAGCCUCUGCAGCACCUCCUCCGGUGGCUCCGACGUGACCGGCUGCACGAGCGGCUGCGCGAGCAGCUGCACAAGCGGCUGCAGCACGGCCAGCAGGCGCGCCAACAGCAAUGUGAGUGCGAAGGCGAAGGUUGCAAAGUUCACCAAGCCCAAAGACGAUGCUUCACAUGCGAGUCAAAGCCCCACUCGCCCAGCCAGUGCCACACCCUCCACACCACGUCGCAUGGGUGCCACCGGCCCCACGGGCCGCGCCGUGAGCUCGUCGCACACCAGCAAAGAGAAGCGUGCCUUAGCACUGGGCGCCUUGUCUCGUUGUCUCAGAGAGGGCGCCUCUCCCCACCGCUGGGAUGGCCCUGAGACACCCCUGAGGGCGGCCGUCGGCGCACAGAGCAGCGAGAUGGCGCGGCUGCUGAUUCACGCCAGGGCCGACCCCAACGAGAAAGAUGCCAAAGGUGUUUGUGCGAACGCUGCAGAUCAGCAUGGGCAGACGGCCUUCUUUUUCGCGCCCAGCAGUUCAGUUUGUGACAUCCUUUUGGAGCACAAGGCGGCUGUAAAAACUAUGGUGAAAGAAAGGUCACCGCUCCAUUUGGCCAGCCGCGCGGGCCUCUCGGAGGUUCUCAUGUGGUUUGCGCCGCGGAUCAGCCGGGAGAUUGUGGACUUGCGGGACAUUCACGGGGCCACUGCAGCCUAUUAUGCACGGCAUGCUGGUGUCAGCGCGGACUUUUUGACAAAGCACAAGCUGAGCACCAUUGAUGCCGCAAGAACUGCACGCGCAAAACCAUUUGGCCUCCAUUCUUGUCAUCAGGCGCAGAGGGGCACGCUUGGAGGAGGACAAGGGUCGACCCCGUUGGGAAUCAGCACGUCCUCCCCUACCUCCACUACUCGAGGUGCAGGACGGUAUGGGAAUCAAAAAUGA
This is a messenger RNA of Durusdinium trenchii, 2643 nucleotides long. The record is from the annotation of a GenBank genome assembly. NCBI's taxonomy places the organism in Eukaryota, Dinophyceae, Suessiales, Symbiodiniaceae.